CAGAGCGGGGUGCGUUCUUUCUGGAUACACCUUUCUUCCUGGCCAGCCGAAUUCACUGUUCAGGACGGUGAUGGCUUCGGUGAGUUCGCAGGCGAAUGACUUCUCACAGAGCAUGGGAAGCUGGAAGCCAAACAAGAUGCAGUUGGAAGGGGCAUUUGCACUCGUCUUCGAGGAGCCUCAAGACAAAGCGAGCGAAACAACCGAGGUGGAGCCGGAACCUAUACCUUUGGCAGACAGUGAGGACCGUUUGAAGACUGAGCUGAAUCGCUCAGCGGAAUCCAUGCUGCCGGCUGGCUUAUUGGAUGACAUCACAGGUGUCACAAGUGACUUGCACAAGGAACCUGUAAAUCGCAGCAUCCCGUGCAAUCAAGGCCUUCAGCCGCCUGUAAAGCCAGUCGACGUUUCAACGACAGUAUCAAUGCUUGCGAGUGUGCUGGGCAAGAACACUGCACUUCACUAUGAAGCAGAUGGGCAAAGGAUUUCUACAACAGGUGGUAAUGACUUUGUCACUGCAAAUUUUCCAGAGAGUCGCGAAUUGGCUCCUGUGGCUCCUAGUUGGCAGAGCUCCGGGCAGGAGAUACCGGACAAUGCUCAAAGCUUCUGCAACUACUACGCCAUGCAACAAUAUGGCGACAUUCCAUAUCAGGGCACCAUGUAUGCCAAGCCGAACGGGUUUCCGGGAGGUUCUUGGUCGGCAAAUGCAGCUGGAGGUGCCGGUGCGCCAUCUAUGAGGGGGAGGUUCUGCGUUUUUUGUGGAAAGCCCAAGCACAGUCCAAACCAGAGAUUUUGCUCUCACUGUGGCAAUGCUGUUGUGGCUUGAGCCGGAUUACCCACAACAAGUUCGUAAGGACGCUGAACAAUAAGCCUGACAGCCCCUGGCUAGCAAGCUGUCAAUGUUUUUACGGGAGCAGAGGCAAAGGUAGUUUUGCUAUGUCAGUCUUGAUCAAGACAGAAGGCCACUCUGAGUCUCGUGAUAUGAGUCUGCGGGCUGAUUUAUUGGUUGCAAGUUGCAAACAGCUUCACUGCCCUCGGAGUCUUGACUUCAGC
Messenger RNA from Cladocopium goreaui, 1047 nucleotides. Lineage: Eukaryota; Dinophyceae; Suessiales; Symbiodiniaceae. The record is from the annotation of a GenBank genome assembly.